AUGGAAGACUGGCGCCUGGUAGCUGCGACUAGCCUUUAUUAUACGACAGCGUCAUCCCCUGUCGAAUCACUAGGAAAUCCCGACACGUCUUUGAACUCUAUCUCAGUCGCCAGUCUGACCGCUUUCUUCUACGACUACUUCCUUACCUUUGGCGACGAGCAAGCUGUCUGUUGGGAAAAUACUCUUCUUUCUCUCCAAAUACACCGCGUUCAUCGAUAUUCCGCUGAAUAUCCUAAUUCUAUUUGGCAACGGCUUGACACCAGAGGGACUGCCAUAACCGGUGAGAGUGCCAACAGAUCCGGUGAAUUGCAACUGGACAAACUCAUCUCGAUGCUUAAAGCACUCUCUUUCGUUGGUGUGGCCACUGCCGAUGCGAUACUGUUGGUAUCGCUACAUGCCCUCUUGGGGUCAUCGAAAAGGGGAGGGAUCGUUCUAUCGGCACUGUUCGCGCUGGGCUUCAUGACGUCCCUCGGAUUCACGGUGUACUUUAUAAACACAUUACAAGCCGUUCCGCCAUCUUAUCCAGGCUCUAUCUGUGAAUAUUACCACCCUCCUAAGCAACUAGAUGGCCUCCAAGUCUGCUACUAUAUCCUGCUCGCGGGAGAGUUCUGUCCUCACACCAACUCGUCCUUCCAAGGCAUAACCAUCGCCGGACUUGUCCUUGGCUUAAGGGAUUACCGGCACGCACAAAGUCGUUUGAUGAUUAAUCUGUACAAAGAUGGGACACUUUACUUCGUUUCGCUGCUCAUCGCCCCUUACAUAUUCCCGAACGGCUUUGGUCGGAUUUUGACUCCGUGGCAAAGGGCCAUCCACGCCAUACUAGCGAGUCGACUGGUAUUGAAUAUGCGUAGCAAUGCAUGCAACUACGUGGAGACGUUUGUUAUCUCGACGGAACUUCGAUUCGGUGGAAAAUCAGAGUCGGACGCCAGUACUAGUGUGGAGGAAAGGAUAACGCUUGAUACUGAAAUAACGCGCCCGCUCGGAGCGGGCUUAGCAUGA
Molecule: messenger RNA, 999 nt
Organism: Coprinopsis cinerea okayama7#130
Lineage: Eukaryota; Fungi; Basidiomycota; Agaricomycetes; Agaricales; Psathyrellaceae
Exons: 13
Coding region: 1-999 (332 amino acids)
Source: RefSeq, a predicted model, not a curated record